This is a messenger RNA of Hermetia illucens (black soldier fly), 8197 nucleotides long. Its product is annotated as ankyrin-2. Lineage: Eukaryota; Metazoa; Arthropoda; Insecta; Diptera; Stratiomyidae. The transcript has 13 exons. The record is from RefSeq and is a predicted model, not a curated record. Gene Ontology annotation, molecular function: protein binding. Bases 541 to 6978 code for a protein of 2145 amino acids. Gene Ontology annotation, biological process: signal transduction.
UUAUUAAUUUCGUGAAUUGAGUCAAGUACUCGAAAGAGGCGCGAGUAGUACUUUUUCCUUCGUUGUGAAGUAUGUCUAUCGCGAAGAUAGAGAAGAUUGGAUGUCCAGUUUAAUGCGGCUAUAUAUGUAUAUAGACAGUAUACAUAAGUGAAAUAUCUUCAAUGACUGGUUGCCUUCCCAAAUUGGAGUCGUUUUGACUGAAGGACAAUUUUUUAGAAAAAAAAAAACACAUGCCAAUGAAUGCAAAAGCUGCGAAAAAGCUUCGCUUUCGAUUCAUAUUAUAUUGCGUCCACCGUCACCACCCCUUGUUAUGACAACCACUUUCGCCAAGAUGCGACCAAAGCUUCUAGUUAAUAUUAAGUUGAAAAUGAAAUAUCAGAUAGUACGAUAUCUAGCGCAAAUAAUAAUUCUGUUUUGAUUUCAAUAUCUCUCGAUUUUCGAGUAUUGGCAUUUUAAUAAGAAAUUACGUCAGUGAAAAUAUAUACUCCUUGAGUGAGCAAUCGUAAAUGAGUGAAUUAUAAUUCGUGUUCCAAAUAAGCAAUGGCCCUCGAUGAAUCUGAAAAUGGUGUUGUCACGGUUGGUAAUAAUAUGAAAGUUGGUAACAAUACAGUAACAAACCAACAAGAGCAAGAUAUAAAUAAUCGUUCAGGACAUCAACAACAAACUACGGAGAAAACAUUACAAACAGCAACAAACGGUUUGGCAGCAAAUAAGAAAAUGCAGCAGACAAAGUCAGGAAAACAGGCGACUGACGCUAAUAUAUCAUUUUUAAGAGCUGCACGCAGCGGAGAUAAAGAAAAAGUGAUUGAAUUCCUAGAAUCGGGACAGGUUGCCGACAUUAAUACGUGCAAUGCGAAUGGAUUGAAUGCCCUUCACUUAGCUGCAAAAGAUGGUUAUGUAGAUAUCGUACAUGAACUUUUAAAGCGCGGGGCAGCAGUUGACAAUGCAACAAAAAAAGGAAAUACAGCCUUACAUAUUGCAUCGUUAGCCGGUCAAAAGGAGGUCAUUAAAUUGCUAUUACAGUAUAACGCAAAUGUUAAUGUACAAUCAUUGACUGGCUUCUCACCGCUUUAUAUGGCAGCUCAAGAGAAUCAUGACGCUUGUGUGAAAUAUUUAUUGGCAAAAGGUGCCAAUCCAUCGUUAGCAACUGAGGAUGGAUUCACACCUUUAGCUGUUGCUAUGCAGCAAGGGCAUGAUAAAGUUGUUGCUGUACUCCUUGAGAGUGAUUCACGAGGUAAGGUACGUUUGCCAGCUUUACAUAUAGCUGCCAAAAAAGAUGACGUGAAAGCUGCUACACUACUUCUUGAGAACGAACACAAUCCAGAUGUGGCGUCAAAAAGUGGUUUUACACCAUUACACAUAGCUGCCCACUAUGGAAACGUUGAUGUCGCGAAUUUACUAAUCGAGAAGGGUGCAGAUGUUAAUUACACGGCCAAGCACAAUAUAACUCCGAUUCAUGUGGCAUGCAAAUGGGGUAAGAGCAAUAUGCUGAAUCUGUUGCUAUUGAAAGGUGCAAAAAUCGAUUGUACUACACGCGACGGUUUAACGCCACUUCACUGUGCUGCUAGGUCAGGGCAUGAACGAGUUAUUGAAAUUCUGCUGAAACAUAAUGCGCCGAUUUUGUCGAAAACUAAAAAUGGUUUGGCACCAUUGCACAUGGCCGCACAGGGUGAGCAUGAUGAAGCUGCUAGAAUCCUUUUAUUGCAUAACGCACCAGUAGAUGACGUUACGGUAGAUUAUUUAACUGCUUUACACGUGGCAGCUCAUUGUGGCCACGUAAAGGUUGCUAAAUUGCUGCUUGACUACAAUGCGGACCCGAAUUCACGUGCUCUCAAUGGAUUCACCCCAUUGCAUAUAGCCUGCAAGAAGAAUCGCAUUAAAGUUGUUGAGCUGCUGCUGAAAAACAAUGCGAAUAUAAGUGCUACAACGGAAAGUGGUUUGACCCCUUUGCAUGUUGCCAGCUUUAUGGGAUGUAUGAAUAUUGUCAUCUACUUACUACAACAUGACGCUAACCCUGACGCACCGACUGUACGCGGAGAGACACCACUUCAUUUAGCCGCCAGAGCGAAUCAAACUGAUAUUAUCAGAAUACUUCUUCGAAACCAGGCACAGGUGGAUAUUAAAGCCCGUGAAGGGCAGACUCCAUUACAUGUAGCGUCACGGUUGGGAAACACCGACAUUGUUAUGUUGCUUCUGCAGCAUGGAGCAAAUGUUGAUUCGGUGACCAAUGACCUUUAUACUCCGCUUCAUAUAGCUGCUAAAGAGGGACAGGAGGAGAUUGCUGCUGUUCUUAUUGAACAUGAUGCCUCGCUUGAUGCCACUACGAAAAAGGGGUUCACUCCACUACAUUUGGGAGCCAAGUAUGGUCACAUCAACAUCGUUCAACAUCUUCUACAAAAGGGCGCCGCAAUCGAUGUUCAAGGCAAAAAUUCAGUUACUCCGCUCCAUGUCGCCUGUCACUAUAAUCAUCAAAAUGUAGCCCUUCUCUUAUUAGACAAAGGUGCAUCCCCGCAUAUUAGCGCUAAGAAUGGACAUACUGCUCUUCAUAUAGCUGCCAAGAAGGAUCAAAUGGACAUUGCAACCCAUUUGCUUCAAUAUGGAGCCAAACCUGAUGUUGAAAGUAAAUCAGGUUUCACACCCUUACAUCUUGCUGCACAGGAAGGACAUGUUGACAUGGUGAAACUAUUACUGGAACAUGGAGCAGACAGCAAUAAAGCUGCAAAGAAUGGUUUGACUCCUAUGCAUUUGUGUGCACAAGAAGAUAAGACUGAUGUAGCACGUGUCAUUCUGGAUCAUAAUGGAAAGAUAGAUGAAAGAACUAAAGCCGGAUAUACUCCCCUCCAUGUCGCUGCACAUUUUGGACAAGUCAAUAUGGUUAAAUUUCUGCUGGAGAAUGACGCUAAUAUUGAAUUGAGCACAAAUGUUGGUUAUACCCCGUUGCAUCAGGCCGCUCAACAGGGACAUACCCUUAUAAUUAACCUACUGCUGACACAUCGGGCGAAUCCGAAUGCCCUGACAAAUACGGGCCAUACUGCUUUAAGCAUAGCCAAUAAAUUGGGCUAUGUUACCGCUGUGGAAACCUUGAAAGUGGUCACUGAAACAAGCAUUUCGAAUACAGUCACUGGAGUAUUGGAGGAGAAAUAUAAGGUAUGCGCACCAGAAUCAAUGCAUGAAGCUUUCAUGUCAGAUUCCGAGGAUGAGGCUAUUAUUGAAGAUAAUGCCGAUCAGCAUCAAUAUAAAUACAUGGCAACGGAUGACUUGAAAAAUACAUCGUAUAAUAUGAAAUACGAUACAACUGAUGAGGGCAUUUGUGAACAAAAAAAUGUUUCGUGUAAUGAAUCAUCAGUGGCCGGUAAUUAUGUCAACGCUGAUGUAUCUAAUCCGUAUAUUAUCAAAUCAAUAGAUAAUGUCAAUAUUGUCCGGCAACCUAUUAACGUUGGUUUUCUGGUGUCAUUUCUGGUCGAUGCACGAGGUGGUGCAAUGCGUGGAUGUCGUCAUAGUGGCGUGCGCGUUAUUGUACCACCAAAGGCUGCACCACAACCCACGCGAAUAACAUGUCGCUAUGUUAAGGCACAACGCAUACCAAAUCCUCCGCCAUUGAUGGAAGGUGAAGCAUUGGUCAGUCGAGUUUUAGAGUUAUCACCGGUUGAAGCGAAAUUUUUAGGGCCUGUAAUUCUGGAAGUCCCACAUUUUGGUUCGCUACGACAAAAGGAGCGUGAAAUUAUUAUUCUUCGCUCGGAUAACGGACAGACAUGGCGUGAGCAUACUUUGCAAGAUAGCGAUGAAGCCGUAUGUGAUGUCUUGAAUGAAACGUUUGAAAGCAAUGAGCUAAAUCAACUCGAAGACUUACAUACAAAUCGUAUCAUACGAAUUGUAACGCACGAUUUCCCUCAUUUCUUCGCGGUAGUCUCCCGAAUUCGUCAGGAAGUGCAUGCAAUCGGGCCAGAUGGCGGUACAGUGUCAUCAACAGCGGUUCCCCAAGUGCAAGCUAUUUUUCCGCCUAAUGCUCUAACAAAGAAAAUUCGUGUUGGUUUACAAGCACAGCCCGUGGAUCCGGUCAACUGUGCCAAGCUCCUAGGACAGGGGGUGGCGGUAUCCCCUGUCGUUACAGUGGAGCCAAGACGUCGAAAAUUCCACAAGGCCAUUACUCUCAGUAUGCCAGCCCCUCGGGCUCAUACUCAGGGUAUGGUCAACCAAUAUUCAGGAAGUGCACCCACCCUACGACUUUUAUGCUCUAUCACCGGAGGGCAAAAUCGAGCUAUCUGGGAGGAUGUAACAGGAUCAACACCACUAACAUUUGUCAAGGAUAGCGUGUCAUUUACAACAACUGUUUCCGCACGAUUCUGGCUUAUGGAUUGCCGGAAUAUUUCCGAAGCCUGCCGUAUGGCUACAGAGCUAUAUAGCUUCAUGGCGAAGGUUCCAUUUAUGGUCAAGUUCGUAGUUUUCGCCAAGCGAAUUAGCGCGGCCGAAGCCAAGCUCAGUGUAUUUUGCAUGACCGACGACAAAGAGGAUAAAACGCUUGAGCAGCAAGAAUUCUUUACAGAGGUAGCAAAGAGUCGAGACGUUGAGGUGUUAGAAGGACAAAGUAUUUAUCUAGAAUUCAUCGGAAACCUAUCUCCAAUAAUGAAGUCCGGCGAACAGUUGACCAUGCAAUUUAACGCCUUCCGUGAAAAUCGUUUGUCUUUCACAGUUCGCAUUAAGGACCAAGAGGAUCCAUUUGGCAGGAUUAGCUUUAUGAACGACCCCAAAAUCGCCAAAGGUGAUCCACCUCAGACGCCCAUUUGUACCCUAAAUGUUUCUCUCAAGGAAGAGAAAAUCGUGGAAGAAAGCCGGCGUGAUCUAAACUCAAGCCAGAGGAGCUUAGAUCAGAACUACCGCGUUACACUUAACGGGGGGCUAGGCAGAUUGGGUAUCAAUACCAGCGAAAAUGAAAUUCGAAAAGCGGAUAUACGUCUUUCGGACAUUUGUAACUUGCUAAGUGAUGACUGGGAGGAAUUGGCCCACGUACUGGGCGUACCUGAUGCAGAUAUUGAACUAAUUAAGGCCGAAUAUCCAGAUCGACCAUCACAGAGAGCGAUGGUAAUGUUGCGUUUGUGGAUGUCACAAGCUGGACCAAAGCAAGCAACGGGCAAUACUCUGGAACAGGCAUUGCACAAAAUCAAGCGCUCCGAUAUUGUCGAUAAGUGCGUCUUUAAUUUAGAACUUGUUACGGAUGAAAUGGAAAAAGCUGUUGCAAAAAUGCAAUUGGAUCAAAGUGGUUUUGAUAAUCUAAAAGAAGAGCUAGACUUGGGUCCAGGAUCGCGCGAUACCUCAUUGCGUCGUAAUAAACAUUUAAAUUCUAAUAACGUAACAGAAAAAUCUGACGAAAAGCCUGAAUUCAAUGGAAAAAAAGAUGAUACUGUCGAGCAAAAUGAGGAAAGGAAUGAUAAUGAAAUCGAUAAAGAGCUCCUUAAAAGGACGUUAAACAUUUCUGCUGAUCGAGCGACUGGUGGUGGUGGAGAUGGCACAUCAACACCACCCCCAACGCCAGUUGACGCGGCAGCAUUGGGAAAUUGGCACGCUGAAAAGAAACGUAUACCUCCAACUGCACAGCCAGAAACUACAGAUUUUUCUCAGCAAGAAGGAGCUGAUAAGAAAGUGAAAAGUGAAAGCAAACCUAUAAUAGAUGCACCCAGUAAAAUAACAGAAGAGGAUGCUAUAGCAACAGCUGAGAUUCUUGCUGAUCAAAUUCUUAAAGAUCUAGAAGAAUCGACAAAAAAUGAUGAUGUUGAACAUAGUGAACAAGUUGAUAAGGAGCCAAGUAGGAUUCCGGUGCCAACGAAAGCCUCAACACCUAUCAAAGUCAAAACUAUAAAAAAGCAUUCAAAAACGGCUGUAGUAAUGGCAACGAACAUGGGUAAAUCGCAGCAUUCUAGGCCAACUGUGGACGAUAUCGAAUGGGGUCAAACUAUUACGCAAGAGCAGUUACUAGCAUCGAACACAGACAACGAUAGAAAAGGGGAACCUGAAGGCGCUCAUGCGAUGCUUGAUGUAGAUGACGAAGGUAUUAAUAAUAAGGGUAUAUCGGCUUCAGACGAUACUUCUGACUUACUGAUGUCUUCAUCUUUCGACACUACUACUACCACUUCCGCAACCAUAAAUAACAAUGCUAAUCUAAUCCAAGAAACAACAGUAACCGAGGAGUCGAUAGAAAAUAAGUUACAUCCUACCCAGGAAAAUGAUAUACAGCAACGACAGCAGGGCACUCCCGAUUUGAAUAAUCUUCCGAAAUUAGCUACUGAAUCUAUCGUGUCUCAAACUAAUGAUGGGCAUCAAAAUCAACAACAACAAUCGUCUGCACAAAUACCAACUAAUUCACCAAAAUUAACCAGUGAAUCAGAUUUAAGUGUUAUAAGUGAUUCACCAUUGAAUCAACAUAAACUCAAUAGGGAGCAAUACAAAGCGUCCGAGAAAUUAAACAGUUCUCAACAAAAGGUUCUUGGAUCAUCCAGUGAUUCUGAUAUUGCUUUGCAUGAAUCGGGAACUGAACUGAGUGAGGAUGAAACAGAAGCUAUCUUCUAUCAAAACAACGAACAACCAACGACAGUAACAAGGACACAAGUUGAAGAAUUCACCACUGGAGAUGGAAAUGAAGUUGUGAAAACUACAAUAACAACGACCGAAAUCGUACCAACAAAACACGAUGAGGGACAGGACCUGCAGGAUGUAUCGAAUCAAAUUGGCACUUUGGCAGCCGGUGCUGUAGCAUCCGGUGUUGCAUUAGCAGCAGGAGCUGCUUCAUCAGCAGCAGGGGCCGCUUCAUCAGUAGCAGAAGCUGCUUCAUCAGCAGCCACCGAUGCAAUUGAAACUGCUACAACCUCACUUGAUGAAUCAAUGUCGCAAUGUCUUAAGUCGUUUGGCGCUCCUGAUAUUGUGCAAGAGAAACCGAUCCGACAAAUUGUUGAUCAAUUUUUGCAAGAAGAAAGAAAACAUCUUUAAAUUUAGAAGAUCAAAAAUCAAAAGAAAUAUAUAUUGUAGAUGUGCAACAAUGUUGAAGAUAGAAAGAUAGUUUUCUAUAACACUUGUGUUGAGGUAUCGAAUUUAGUUUGACGUUGGUGUCAAACCGAUGGGCAACGAAAGGGAAUUCCAAUCAUCUUAUGCCUCUCCCGAUUCAAGAAAUCAGUGACAAAAUAAUCGUAGUUUAAAGUGAAAUUUCGAAUUCUACUAAAUUUAUCUUUAUUUUCUGCACGGAAGCCUAGCAAAAAUGAACGAGGUGGGUAGUUUGCAAGGUGUUUUUUAAGGGCGCUACUGAAUCGAAAGCUCUCAUUUUCUUUAACAUCUGAAAAUAUGUAGCGGUACUAAAUUUUUUUGCAUAGUAGUGGAUGUAUCUAGACAUAAUGCUUUUUUCCAAACUGACAAAAUUAAUCGAUAUUUAUUAAAAUAAGCGCACUCAGUUCAUUUUGCCUUCCUUCAAGCUUGCCUCCUUCAUAUGGGUUUAUAGACCACCGUGAAUUUAAUGAUAAUUCACGUGACGUGCAGAAGAUAUUCAUAAAUAGAUUCAUAGAUAUUAUGAGCAUAAUUAUGAGAGAAAUUGUUAAAAGCCAGUUUUCCGUCGUUUGACGUCUCGCCAUAAGUACUUCACGCGAUUUAUGCUUCCUCAUCAUUUUUCAUCAAUGGGUUAGCUAUUAAUCGAUCGAUGAGAUUUUUCCCAAGAGAAAUGUAAAAACUAAACGGCUGUAGUAAAAAAAAUCUGCAUUGUUUAAUAAUAUCUAUAUGGGCGCAUGUUUAAUCUAAUAUUUAAAUAUAUACACAAAUUUUUUCUUUGCCCAGAAAUAAUUUCCUUUUCAUUCUUAAUUGGCGACUUGAUAUUGUAGUAAUGAAGUAUCACAUUGUUAAAAGGUCACUCCGUGGAACGCAUUCAUCACGAAUGAAUUAUUAACGCUGUAUGUGCAUAGGUUCAUAUGAUUGUUUUUUUUUUUGUAUUUUUUACACCUUUGCGAAAUGUUUGAAACGAUAUUAAGUGAAAUUAUUAUAUAUAUAUAUAUAUUACUUCGAAAAGAAAAAUCUAUAUAUAUUAAUGAAAUGGUGGUAAUCAUUUUUUGAAAAAAAGAGAGCAUAUAUAUAUACAUAUAUAUUUAAAGGUCUAUUAUUGUAUUUGUGGCGAGCAUGCCAAAGCACUUCAAAAUAAAUUGAGAACGUUUGAAUAAGUUGAACACUU